Macrosiphum euphorbiae (potato aphid) is the source of this 942-nucleotide messenger RNA. The record is from the annotation of a GenBank genome assembly. Lineage: Eukaryota; Metazoa; Arthropoda; Insecta; Hemiptera; Aphididae.
AUGUUCAAGUUUAAAGCGUUCGUCGGACGCGGCCGACAAGUCAUCGAUGUGUUGUGCACGUUUAUGGUGAUCGUCGCGUGCCUGUUCAACAUCGCGCUGUCGCCGUACUGCAUGUGCGUGAUGGAGUCGUGUCACGAGCACGACUUGACGGUGCUCGUGCGCGUCAAAACGGUAAUGCCUCAGACCGUGGCCGUCGUGUGCCUGGUGAUCCAGGCCAAGACCAUGUUUCACAGCGCGAACGGCGAGUUCCGCGAGUACGAGGACAGGGCGCGCGAGUACGAUGCAUGUUUCCCGGACCGGGUCGGCGGCGCUUAUUUCGUCGCGUUCAUCCUGUCCGCGUACGUCGUCACCAUACUUCCGAUAAACGCGUACCGCUUGUACCUGAUCCACCGGGACGUCCGCGACCACACCGUCACCGCGUUCUUCGUGCUCAUGUACUUGCAAAACAUGUGCACGUGCUCGAUGGAAAUCCACUACUUGGCGCGCUGUUCCAGGCUGUACCGGCGGUUCUGUCGGAUCAACGAGGACAUGUCCACGCUCAAGUUGGCGACGGUCGCCGCUAACCGGUACCCGUCCGUGUUGCUGCAGCAAUCGGUCAACGGACGCGACGACGACGGCCGACGCCGCGGGACAACGUCCGGGACGAGUCCCACGGCCGGCGACGUCGAGCUGCUCCGGAUGAGGCACCAGUGCGUACGGGACGCUGUCGGUGACCUGAACGACUUGUACGGCGUCCAGCUGCUGUUGUCCCUGUGCAUCCUGUGCUUGAUGACCGUGAUCGACACCUACGGCGAGAUGUUCCACAAGUACUCGCUGGCCAUUUCACAGGCGUUCCUGUAUGUGUGGCUGACGCAUUAUUCCUUCAGACUGUUCGCGAUCGUGUUGACGACCCAUUUUACGAUGAAACAGGUGUUUUUAUAUGGUUUUAGCGUCUGUGAAUAA